AUGUUGCAACUAUCUUUUAUUAAGAAAUGUGUUGCUGUAAAUCAUCGUUUAAGCAUCACUAUUCCUGGAAGAAAGAUUCCAAGCUGGAUCAAACAAGAAAAGGAUGGCUGCAGAAUAGCUUUGAAGUUACCUCACAAAUGGCAUACCAGGAUGAUGGGUUUCGUGGUCUGUGGUGUGUGUCAUGGAAGCUGGCUGUCACAUUAUGCUUCUCCUCGCAUCACCUUCAGCAUUGUAACUGACGGAAAGGUAAUUCCUAAGUCAGAGGUCCAUUAUUAUGCAACUCAAUCUGCCGAGAAUGAGAAUGUGUGGAUUAGCUAUAUGCCGUUGGGUUUCUUUCAGCAGAUGUAUCAUGAUCUUCAACCUCAAGAUUGGUCUCAUAUUCAUGGUUAUCUUGACAUUACAAUAAUGAGGAUCAAGGAUAUGAUGAAGUUAUCUCUGCCAACACUUACGUGUAUGAAGAAAAGUCUGAUCAGAAGAGUUUGA
Lactuca virosa is the source of this 483-nucleotide messenger RNA. The record is from the annotation of a GenBank genome assembly. NCBI's taxonomy places the organism in Eukaryota, Viridiplantae, Streptophyta, Magnoliopsida, Asterales, Asteraceae.